This is a messenger RNA of Auanema sp. JU1783, 642 nucleotides long. The record is from the annotation of a GenBank genome assembly. Lineage: Eukaryota; Metazoa; Nematoda; Chromadorea; Rhabditida; Rhabditidae.
AUGGUUCAAUACACUUUCUAUUAUUUCCCAGCCAGAGGACGUGGAGAGGCUAUUCGUCACUUGUUGGCCCUUUCAGGCAAGAAAUGGGAAAACAGAGUGAUUGCACUCGAAGAGUGGCCAAGCUUCAAAGGCUCCAUGCCUUUGGGACAAAUUCCAGUAUUGGAAGUUGAUGGUGUGAAGAUUGCUCAAUCUGUCACCAUUCUUAGAUUCCUCGGUCAUCAAUUCCACAGAGCUGGAAAGAAUGCCGUCGAAUGCGCUCGUCUGGAUAUGAUGGCUGAGGUUGUUCAGGACUUGAUCAACGCUCCAUUCACUAGCAACUAUCCUAGAGUCUUGCUCGGCUUCCCAGGCUUCGAGCAUGAAGACAAACACGAUUACUUCAAGAACAAAGUUCUUCCAGAGCUCAAUCAAUUUGCUCCUAUCAUUGAGAAGUUCUUGGUUGAGAAUGGUGGUAACGGAGUUUUGAUCGGAGAUAAUGAAACUUGGGUUGAUGUGUUUGCUGCUGAAACCUUCUCAAAGUUUGUUGAUUUCGGACUCAAGGAUGCUCUCGAUUGCUAUCCCAAUAUUCAACAGCUAAUCUCUCGCGUUCACAGUUUGCAACCCAUUAAGCAUAUGAUUGAGACCAGACCACCUUGCCCAGCCUAA